Messenger RNA from Trichomonas vaginalis G3, 242 nucleotides. RefSeq lists its product as uncharacterized. The transcript has a single exon. Lineage: Eukaryota; Parabasalia; Trichomonadida; Trichomonadidae. The annotation marks the transcript as partial. The record is from RefSeq and is a predicted model, not a curated record.
AUGAGUUCUUCAUCAAGCUCUCGUGAACCUUCACCAUCUAUGAAACAAACUUUACCAAACGAUUAUGGAGCACCUAUUGAAUAUUUCUUACGAGCUGCACAAUGGCAAAGAGCAGUCUCACCAAGGUUAGGUGUUCCACCAGCUCCUGUCAAAAAUAGCAUUUGGUCAAGUCCUUAUAUAAGAUAUGGUCUCCCACUAGGUUUGCUAGCUACAGCAGGAGCAGUUAUGAUGUUGAAAAGAAA